Rhinichthys klamathensis goyatoka is the source of this 502-nucleotide messenger RNA. RefSeq names its product cytidine deaminase a (gene cdaa). Lineage: Eukaryota; Metazoa; Chordata; Actinopteri; Cypriniformes; Leuciscidae. Bases 88 to 501 code for a protein of 137 amino acids. The record is from RefSeq and is a predicted model, not a curated record. Gene Ontology annotation, molecular function: zinc ion binding; cytidine deaminase activity. Gene Ontology annotation, cellular component: cytosol. The transcript has 4 exons.
CACGCACACAUACACAAACACAUUAACUUGUGACUUGAAGCCAUCCAGUGCCUGUCUUCUGAAACAGAGUCUCCAGUCAGCAGAGUUAUGAAUAGCUUGAGCCCACAAGCGCUUGUUCAGAAAUCUCUGGAAGCCAGAAAUCGGGCGUACUGUCCCUACAGCAAGUUCAGGGUUGGAGCAGCUGUCUUAACAAGCAAUGGAAGCGUGUUCACAGGUUGUAAUGUAGAGAAUGCGUGCUACACUGCUGGAUUGUGUGCUGAGAGGACUGCUAUCUCAAAAGCUGUGUCUGAGGGACAUACCAUCUUCAAAGCCAUCGCAAUUGCCAGUGACCUUGAAGAUCGGGUUAUUUCUCCAUGUGGAGGCUGCAGACAGUUCAUGAGAGAGUUCGGCUCACAGUGGGACGUUUAUCUUGCAAAAUCUGAUGGAUCUUACAUACUGAUGACAGUGGAGGAGCUCCUGCCAUGUUCAUUUGGCCCCGAAGACCUGGAAGCAAAACCAUAGA